Molecule: messenger RNA, 504 nt
Organism: Soboliphyme baturini
Lineage: Eukaryota; Metazoa; Nematoda; Enoplea; Dioctophymatida; Soboliphymatidae
Source: the annotation of a GenBank genome assembly
AUGCAGGAGUUAUUUCUGAUGUUCAUAAACGCUUUUCAUUUUAUAAUUAUAAGUGACCUGGUGGCUGACAAAAUGGACGAAAUGCUGCGUCCCGUUAUUGCGUCAUGUUGCGUUGGCUAUUUUCAUCCUUCAUGUCUGGGUUCAUACAUUCUAUACUUAAUUUUCUUGUCUAUGUCCGAUUACCUGCUGCUCGGCUUUGAAUUGGAGCUGUAUUCUUUGUAUGAAUAUUCCUAUAUCUAUUGGUUUCUCUCCGAGUUUACUUAUAAGUGGCUGAUCAGUCUGCUUGAAAGCGGGGAGUCCAACGUAUGUUCUUAUUUUCUUAAUGAGCAUUUUUAUAAUUUUAAACUGUCAGUAAAAAUGGAGAAGGGUCAAGAAAAAAAGAAAAGCCGUACGAAAAACAAAGUUCUGAAGUCUCACAAAUACGAAAUCCAGCUCUACCGUUGCUUACAAAAGCUAUUCGAAGCAUAUUAUAAGGUAUUUAUCAAUUUUAAUCUUAUCAUUUAA